Molecule: messenger RNA, 871 nt
Organism: Coffea arabica (coffee)
Lineage: Eukaryota; Viridiplantae; Streptophyta; Magnoliopsida; Gentianales; Rubiaceae
Source: RefSeq, a predicted model, not a curated record
GCGGCGAAAGAAAAUUUCUGCUUCGUGUCCAACAUUCCAGGCACAAGCUCCUAAUUUUCCUCACAUUGAUUCAGUCCCCAACUACUUGCAGAUGGCUCCAUGCAGAAUGCUGAACCAGAUACCUCGGGAACUAACAGACUGGAAAAAUAAUAUGACACAUGAGGUGAAAAGACUGUUCAAAUAUGUGGGACAUUUACCGAGUCUUCUAAGCAUAACUCCAAAUGUUGCAAUCAUUCAAGCUCUACUUGAGUACUGGGAUCCAGAAGGUUCUAUUUUUCGAUUCGGUGAAUGUGAACUAACACCAACUUUAGAAGAAAUAGAAGGAUUAUUGCAGAUACCUGGGAAAGGUUAUCCUAUGAUAUAUCCAACUAAUGGAACAAGGGAACAGUUUUAUAGGUUUUUGGGAUUAAGGCAGGUUAGUAUGAACCAACAUCCGGAUGCGAGAUCGUGUCCGUUAGAGUUUCUGUAUGAACGAUUUGGAGAAAGAGGGUCCUAUGAACAGUACCGAACCGAUUUUUUUAUAAGUAAGGAGCAAUGGGUAGAGAAGCGAGUGCAAGCGUUUGGAUUAGCUUUGAUCAAUCUGUUGUUGUUCCCGCAAAAGCAUGGAAAGAUCACAUUUUUCACUAUCAACAUGGUUCAGAGCCUAUUUUCAGGGAUUAAUGGAAUGACCCCUACCUUGGUGCCUGUAAUCAUUGCCGACAUCUUCAUGGCCGCUACUGAAUGUCGAAAGAAAAGAGGUUUCUUUUAUGGGUCAAAUUUGAUACUCCAAAUGUGGGCAAUGGAGCAUCUAGCGAAGAGAACGCUCAAUCCUUUGGGAUCUUGUCUCCCCGCAGAGAAUUGGAUCGAAUCACACUGAGAAAGGGUCAAAAAG